Didymodactylos carnosus is the source of this 2670-nucleotide messenger RNA. The record is from the annotation of a GenBank genome assembly. Lineage: Eukaryota; Metazoa; Rotifera; Eurotatoria; Philodinida; Philodinidae.
AUGAUGAAUUUAGAACGUUCGAAAUCAUCGUCGAUAAACAGCGUUCAUAUUGCUUAUACCAGUGAAUUAAAUGAUGGCUCAUUUUCUGAGAGUUGGCUUCUACCAUUACUGAUAUUAUGUAUCAUUGGUUUUACUCUAACCAUUGCCAUAUCAUUUUUAUUCGUUUGUUUAUCAUUUAAACGUUUUAACGGUUUAUAUGUGUUAACAAAUCUUCUCAUUUGUUUGGGUGUUGGUCUAUUGUAUAUAAUCAUCAUUAUAUUUUUAGUACGAGGUACAGAAUUAUUAUGUGGUUUAAGAGAAUUUUUAUCACAAUUUGGCUAUGUUCUUCUAUUUUCAUCCUUUCUCUCACGUUAUAUAAUGCAAUGGCUAGGUGCUAGAAUAUUAUCAAGUAGAACUAAACAAUUUACAGCUAUUUUAAUUUAUCUUCUAUUUAUAUUUAUUCAAAUACCAAUUGGUAUACUCUGGUGGUAUUUUACAAUGCCUCGUUCAUGUCCAAUGUCAACAAAUGAUAUUGUUAGUUUAGCACUACCACCACCAUUAUUUCCGUUACCCGAUGAAUAUCCGUUUCUUCAACGUUCAUCACCCAAAAUAACACGUACUUCACAAGACUAUUUAUCCUCAUUAUCGUUAUCAAUGGAUAAUAAUAAAGCUAUACGUCAUUUACAUCAAGCACAUGAUUUAGCUUAUAAUAAAUUAUGUUCGUAUCGUUGUAAUGUUGAUUAUCGUUUCUAUGCAACUUAUACGUACACCAUCAUUCAAUUGUUAUUGUGUACAAUAAUAGCAUGUUGUCUAUUCUUAUUUCGAAAACAUUAUAAUUCAUCACUUUCAAAAGUAACAACAACAACCAAAACAUCUUAUAGAACAAUAAAACCAUUAUCUUCAACAACAUUAAAUUUUUUAAUCAUGUUUACCUUUCUACUUAUCAAUUUAUUCUGGUUAUUAUGGACAUUUUUCUACUUUUUUGCCCAUUCCUACUACGUAUUUCCAGCACUUGUUGGUGGAAUGUUUUCGAUUUCAACAUUGUGUCUCAUAUUUAUUCUUAUUCCUCAAUUAUAUUACUAUGCACAAAUGAAAAUAUCAUCAUUACCAUAUACCAAUAAAUUGACAUCAAUCGAUACAAAUACAUUUGAGACAGAUGAUGGUGAUGAUAGACAAAAACAACGUAAUGAAAAUAAUAAUAAGAAAAAGCAACGAAAAAUUAAAACAUUGACAAAAACAACACAAUCGUCAUACAAUGGCGAUACAACAAAUACUGAUGAUUUAUUAGAACCAUUGUCAACUACACAAAAAAAAUCUAAUAAAUUGAAAAAUGGUCUACGUACAGAAAAAUUAAAUAAUAAUAAUGACGGUGAACAAUCAUAUGAAAAUGAAAUUGGUACAAGCGGAACAUUCUUACCCAUAACAACGGCACCUCGAGGAAUGUUUCGAACAAAUGAUGAAACAACAAAAUAUAAACAAAAAAUAAAAUAUCAACACGAAAAUAGUAAAAUAAAAGAUGACAAAAAAAUUGAAACAACAGUAGAAAAAUUAGAUAAAUUAAUUUAUGCUGAUCGUUCAGGUGCUGGUAAUGUGACUCGUGUACAUUCAUCAUUGUGCGAUGUUAAUGAUAAAGAAACAACAUAUCAAAAUGUUGCAAAUAGUCAAUUACCAUCGAUUAGUAUACCAAUACAUGUUGAAAGUCAACCAUCGAAAGAAUAUCAUCAAUUAAGAUAUCAGGAAUCGAUGAGAUUACAACCACCAAUAAUGGGACUUCAACGACAAUUGACCUCUUCUUCAGUCGCAUCCGAUUUUCUUAUGCCCAUCAUCUAUAAUUCUGUACAAACUUCAAAUCAUACACGUCGUUUAUCUCAAGCGAGUCCAUCUUUAGCAUCUACCACCGAUUAUGGUGGCAAUGAUUUACGUUCAAAUAUCUAUCGACCGUUAAGACAACAGCAAUCUCAACGACGUGAUAUGAAAUAUCCUGUCCAUUCACAUCGUUACGAUGAGAGAAUAAUUCCUAUUCUAUCACAAGAAGAACAACGUUCACGUACCUCAACUCCUCUCCAAAUGUUAAAUCGAACACAUCAUUUUGAUUAUACUCGUCCAUCGAAUAUUCCCUAUUCAUCACAAACACGUCGGGCUUAUUCAGGUACAGAAUUAUCAAUAAAUCCAUGGACAAAUCUCCGAUAUCGACCGUGUUUUGUUCGUAGUCCACAUCCGCCCUCAUAUCAUCAUAUCUCUCAAAAUUCUGUAACAAACUGGGCACAACAAUCACGCUUUCGACCACCAUCAUCACACGAUAGAAUAUUGUAUGUUGAUCCAUAUAGAACAGUACCGUCAAAAAUUGGUGGUAAUACUUGGCAGCCAAUUUUAUUAAACGAUUCUCAUUAUCCGAAAUAUGAUCAAGUUGUACAUCGAACUGAUAAUGGUGACUUAAAUGUUACACAAAUUCUCAAUUAUAGUAUUCCCACGGAUGAGGGUCGGUCUUUGUCUAGUAGACUAUGGGAUAUUGAUAGUGAAAGUAACGAUGACGAUAAUGAGUUUAUGAUACAUUUAGAAAACGAACAAAAACCAUUGUGGAACGAUAAUUCAAAAAUUGAUCCACUAUUUGAUUAUGAAACACAUAAUAGAAUUAAAACUAGUCUACCAUUUAUUGAUAAUAUAAUUGAUGAAAACAACGAUAUUAAAUAA